Acanthochromis polyacanthus (spiny chromis) is the source of this 1861-nucleotide messenger RNA. RefSeq names its product prolyl-tRNA synthetase 2, mitochondrial (gene pars2). The coding region runs from base 178 to 1629 and encodes 483 amino acids. The transcript has 4 exons. Gene Ontology annotation, cellular component: cytoplasm; mitochondrion. Gene Ontology annotation, molecular function: proline-tRNA ligase activity; ATP binding. NCBI's taxonomy places the organism in Eukaryota, Metazoa, Chordata, Actinopteri, Pomacentridae. Gene Ontology annotation, biological process: prolyl-tRNA aminoacylation. The record is from RefSeq and is a predicted model, not a curated record.
CUGUGAGCCUCUCUGUGUGCUGCAGAGGAAGGCAGCAUGGCGUAGAGCAGCAGCCACCUUCAAUGUUUCUGCAGCUUACCAACUUAGCAAAAAUGACACUCUUUGUCCAUUUCCUCAAAUAGUAGAGUCAGAACAACCAGGUAGAAGUUUGCGUCCUCCAGUAUAUCUGGGUGUACAAUGGAGCCCGUCAUGCGUCAGGUUCGGCAGAGAGUUUUCCAUCGCCUCCACAGAGCCCUGAUUCUUCCAAAGAGGAACCAUUCAGGCUGUGCUGAGAAAGCAGCUGCCCCCCCCUCCACUCACUCCAGACGUAUCAAACCCACACUCCUGGUGUCUCGACUCUACCAGCCUUCAAACCUGCAUGAUUUCGGACAGGACAGCCGGCUGCCAGGAGAGAUGACCUGUAAGAGCCAGAGACUCAUGCAGCAGGCUGGUCUUAUUCACCCGUCCAACCCAGGCUGCUACUACUACCUUCCUGCCACCGUCCGCUCCAUGGAGAAGCUGGUGAGAGUGAUCGACCAGGAGAUGCAUGGGAUUGGUGGCCAGAAGCUGGACAUGCCCAGUUUGUGUUCAGCUGACCUCUGGAAGACCAGUGAGCGCUGGGACUUGAUGGGGAAAGAACUGUUCCGUCUGAAAGACCGACACGGUGCCGACUACUGCCUGGGUCCCACGCAUGAGGAGGCGGUGACGACUCUCGUUGCUCACCAGGCGAAUCUCUCCUACAAGCAGCUUCCUCUGCUUCUUUACCAAAUCACCCGCAAAUUCAGAGAUGAGCCGAAGCCCAAAUUCGGUCUUCUUCGAGGGAGGGAGUUUUACAUGAAGGACAUGUACUCGUUCGAUGUGAGUGAAGAAGCUGCUUAUGAGACCUAUGAGUCUGUGUGCAGCGCAUACACCCAGCUCUUCACCAGGUUGGGACUGCGAUGCGUUCAGGUGCAGGCAGACACUGGAAACAUCGGUGGUAAACUCUCCCAUGAGUUCCAGCUGCCAGCAGACAUCGGAGAGGACCGACUUCUGGUCUGUGGAGGUUGCUCCUUCUCUGCUAACGUAGAGACCCUCGCCUCAGAUAGGACUGACUGUCCACAGUGCAAAACUGGCACACUGGUAGAGUCAAAGGGUAUAGAAGUAGGCCACACCUUCUACCUGGGUAAGAAGUACUCCCAUAUAUUCAACGCUACCUUCAGCAACGCCCAGAACAAGCAGAGUGUUGCUGAGAUGGGAUGCUUUGGUCUUGGGGUGACACGAAUUCUUGCUGCAGCCAUCGAGGUGAUGUCAACAGAAGAGGGGAUUCGCUGGCCAGGUCUAAUCGCCCCGUAUCAGGUCUGUGUUUUACCCCCUAAGAAGGGCAGCAAGGUGGACGAGGCGGCAGUUUUAGCAGAAGAACUGGUUCACACUUUGGGAGAGAAUCUGCCUGGUUUGAGAGGUGAAGUUGUUCUGGACGAUCGUACGCAGAUGACCAUUGGAAAGAGGCUGAAGGAUGCCGGCAGCCUGGGCUACCCGUACGUUAUUGUAGUCGGACAAGGAGCUCUGGAGGAAACACCCAGGUUUGAGGUGAUCUUUCAGCAGACAGGAGAGACGAUGUUUCUCAGCAAAGAUGGAUUGUUAGAUCUACUGGGAAGAGUAGAAACUGUGUAAGUGACAUUUCUGACUGUGGACAUAAAUGUUUGUAUGUGUUUGAGCUUUGUGUGAGGUGAUGGGCAAAGAAUAUUGAAUACUUAUUCACUUUGCAAAGUAUGAAGCCUUUAAUUUCCACACUGGUUGAAACUGUGGAAACGGUGGUUGUAUAAUGGAUGUGUGAUUUUAAAAUGCUUUGAUUCCUGUCAUGUCUUUCAUGUUCUAGUGCAAAUAAAAAAUAUGAGCAUAUUGA